AUGGCUGCUGUCAGGAAGCCCGCCUUGCUCCACAAGAUCUUGGCGUUGCGCGAAAUAAUGACCAACUACAAGACAACCACGCUCCAGAAGCUUCUCACUUAUUCUUCACUCCCUCCUAAUUACUACAAUAUCUGGUUCACCCUGACAAUUAAGAAUGAUGUCUCCAUUCUGCUCAAAGCCGCCGAGUUGCAUAAUGAGAUGGCAAAAGAACUUCAGGAACAUAUUACAGACCUGGUUUUUACGUCCCACUUUGCCUUCCAACCAGUACCGCGUCUAUAUGUCGAGCAGUCACACGCCAAUAACAUCACCAGUAACGUGCUUGGCCUUGAGCAAAACACUCACGACGCUAUCUUGAUCCAGGCAUUCGUCAGUGUUCGCACUGCUGAAUUAUAA
Molecule: messenger RNA, 393 nt
Organism: Neoarthrinium moseri
Lineage: Eukaryota; Fungi; Ascomycota; Sordariomycetes; Amphisphaeriales; Apiosporaceae
Exons: 2
Coding region: 1-393 (130 amino acids)
Source: RefSeq, a predicted model, not a curated record